Melopsittacus undulatus (budgerigar) is the source of this 3559-nucleotide messenger RNA. RefSeq names its product PRELI domain containing 3A (gene PRELID3A). Gene Ontology annotation, cellular component: mitochondrial intermembrane space. Gene Ontology annotation, biological process: phospholipid transport. The record is from RefSeq and is a predicted model, not a curated record. The transcript is spliced from 6 exons. Lineage: Eukaryota; Metazoa; Chordata; Aves; Psittaciformes; Psittaculidae. The coding region runs from base 131 to 709 and encodes 192 amino acids. Gene Ontology annotation, molecular function: phosphatidic acid transfer activity.
CGGAGCUCCGCCCCCCGGCUUGUGGUCGCUGGCCGGUAGGCAGGCGCGGGGCUGUCAGGAGCCUCUGAGUGUGGAUCGCUGCCGCUGCUGCCCUGCUUCCCUCCGGCCGUGAGGAGAGACUGCGGCGGCCAUGAAGAUCUGGAGCUCGGAGCAUGUGUUCGGACACCCAUGGGAUACAGUGAUCAAAGCUGCUAUGAGAAAGUACCCCAACCCAAUGAAUCCGUGUGUGGUAGGAGUGGAUGUCCUUGACAGAACCCUUGAUAACCAGGGAAGGUUGCAUAGCCACCGUCUCCUCAGCACAGAGUGGGGAUUGCCAAGUAUUGUAAAAGCGAUUUUAGGAACAAGUAGAACUCUGACUUACAUUGAGGAACAUUCUGUGGUAGAUCCAGUGGAAAAAAAGAUGGAACUUUGCUCAACUAAUAUUACUCUCACAAACUUAGUGUCUGUUGAUGAGAGAUUGGUUUACACGCCGCAUCCUGAAAACCCUGAAAAAACUGUGCUAACUCAAGAAGCAAUUAUUACUGUUAAAGGCAUUAGCUUGAGCAGUUAUCUGGAAAGCUUAAUGGCAAACACAAUAUCUUCCAAUGCCAGAAAGGGUCGGGAUGCCCUGGAAUGGGUGAUCAGCAAACUAAACACAGAAUUGGAGGAGCUGAAGUCAACACGUGAGGGCAUGAAACCAGCCAUGGCAGCAGCGUCAACAGAAAAAUGAAACCAAAAAUCCCAGGGAAGUGACAGAAGAGUCUUUCUCUCCAGACUGCUUUGUAGAUCUCCCUGCCAAGGCUGAUCUGCACAAGAUUUAUAUAAGAAUUUGGGAUCAGCAGAAAAGUAACCUCAUCUGUCAUCUCCACAGCAGCUCCUGUUGCCUACUGAAGAUUAAAUUGACCUCCUGCAGAUGCUCUUUUUAUUUAAACCAUUUAUUUUUAACACUGGAAACAAAACAUUUAGCAUAUUUGAAACUGCCUAAAUGUGCCUUUUCUAACAAAGAUCAAAAGUAUGUUGUAUUUACAUCAUCUUGGUUCUUUUGUACUCGGACUUAAAAAGAAUGCAUGUGUGCUAGUAAGAGUUUUCCAUGUGAACAUUCAUUCUGUGAAGGGUUGAUAGGAACCAUAGCACUGAAUUUUGUCUGCUUUGUAAUUUGAUAGUGUCUUAAGACACUUAAAGGGAACUACUUGAGUCAGAACGUGAUAGAAUUAGAUAGCUUAUCGAGAGGAUCAUCCCAAGAAGCUAAAACUUGUGUGGUACUAACUUUUCUUAUCUUGUUUGAAAGUGCUGCCUGAACAUGACACAGAGAUACUUUACCUCUCAGAUGUUUGUAUCCAAACAAAGAUAAAGUUUCUAUUGAUGUUAUAGCCUAAACCAGUUUUUUGAUGGGGAGAAGGGUAUAAUUUAUUUCCAUAUUUAUUAACUUGCCCUAGUUCCUUCCCUCCCUAUGAGGAGAGGAGUUGUAAUUCCUGGAAGGUGCUGGAAAAUACUUUUCAUAUAUAUCUCUAAGAAGGGUACUUGAGGGCUACUUGAACUAAUAGACUGUGCUGUUCCACUGAUCCUUGCUCUUCACAUCCUGUCUUAACUGAGGGAGAGACUGAUGCAAAAACCAGAAGAGCUGAGAUGAGGAAUAAGCAGGAAAUCUGGGAUGGUAAAUUUCAUGAACAUGCACUUUUUGUGCCCUGAACAGAGAAAAGAGGACUACAAGGAAAACAAAUGGACUCUCCUUUCUGAGCGCUUUUAUUAACCACUGAUUACCAGCAUAACUGAUUUUUUUUCAACGCUUUUCCACAUUGGUACAAAAUGAUUUUAGGAUAAUUUUAAAUGCUUCUCAUUAUCUGGAAAAAGUACUCCAGUAACUGCAGAAAUUGCUUCCUGUAAAGCCUGAUGUUCACAAUGUUUUCGUAUUUGGUCCAGAUGUAGUAUAUGUUUCUUAAAGCCGUGGGUUAGGGCAUUUUAACUUAUUUUUGGUGUUCACACAAAGUGAGCUAAGUGUUGCAAGGAUGUUUACUCAUUCAGGUGGCGAGUAGGUGUUUAGGAAGCUGUUAAAGAGCAUGAGUAACUUCUAAAAAAACUAGAAGAGCAAAGUAUUGGUCACUGUUUUGAUCUGGUAAUUUUACAGUGUCUGUAGCUCAAGGGAAGUUUCAGCGUUUGUAUUCUGGGUAGUUUGAAAGUGAACAUUAAUUUGGGUGUAACUUUAGUCUCACUAAAUUACAUGAUCCUAAUGAAUAAACUUAAUUUAAAAGUACAUAUGUAUAUAUCAAUUCAAAGCAAUUAAAUUAGUAGCUAACAUUUACACUGCUCUUUUUAUAUGGACCUAAAGUCUUUCUUAUUUUGGAACAGAAACUUAGAGCUUAGAGGCUGACAGAAGCUCCUUUCCAGAAGAUACACUGGAUAGCUUUGGUGCAGGUCAGUUGCUGAUUGCUUCCCAGAGGAGUGAUACCACUUUCUGAAUAAGGAAUGCAGAAGAUGUUCUAGCUCCUGGUGGCGUUCAGCUGGGAAGGGGAGUGCAGCUAUGGCCGAGAUCUACAAACAAAAGCAAAAGAUGAGUAAGUGUCUGUGCAUGUGGAAACCUGUACUGCAGCAUUUCCAUACGUACCUACUGGAGAUGAUGAAAACAUAACUGUCAGGGUGUAAAAAAGUCUUUGGAGAGGUUCAUGUAUUGCUUUGCUUUGCAAGAAGGAUUGUCUAAAGCUGCUUCUUGCAUCAGGUUAGAAAUAGUUACUUAGUGUUGUCUUAAACCUGAUUUGUGUAUAGCACCUACCAGCACUAGCUGGUAUCCCAUGAAAGCCACCACAGGCUCCUAUGUUCUCUUCAAGGCCAAACUCCUCUGCUGCACCUUGGGUCAGUAUCAAUUAUCCAUCAGUUUUCUGGGUUACAUCCUUUGCACUUUGUUUCCUUCUUCCAGAAACAAAUCCUUACCUGUUUGUGUUGCAGCAUCUCUGCUCUGUUUCAUUCCUCACUGAUUUUGGGAUGCUUCCACUCUGCAUUUCGUGCUUCUUGUGAACUCUAUGGCUUAGUGCUUGGGUGUCCAGUUUGUCUGCAGCUCACUUGCUAUGUAUCACUACCUUGCCUGCUUGUGCUCAGUCCUUUUCUGCUUUUCUCUAGGCUAAAUGGGAGUGGGGAAACUUUGGGUAGGAAAAAGACUAAUUUCCUCCAGAAGCCAGUUCCAUCACCCAGCUGCCUCUCUGCAUUGCUGGGCAGUGCUGCUGCUCUCACCUUGUCUUUGGGCUAGGUGACACUACUGCACCUCCUGUGGCUGCUCAUUUUUCCAGAGUGUACAAAGGACCAAUGCUCACACUUGGGACCAAGCAGGCUUCAGUGUUUAGCAGGUGAAUUGCUUUUUAAUUUCCUGUUAGCUUUCGUGUACACUUUUACUCUCCUGCUUACUGCCCAUCUAGUUUGGAUACGGGGCACCCACCCUUCUUUUUGCUUGACCAUGUGGCUCUAUGGGAUCUGAUAGGAUCUGUACCUGUAUGUUCAGCCCUGCUGUGCAUAACACUGUUUCUGAAGCACUCCAGUUUUGUCAUUGUUACAGUCUGAGUUGACCCUUGGGGCAAAAAAAAACCCUACCUUU